Molecule: messenger RNA, 1301 nt
Organism: Ricinus communis (castor bean)
Lineage: Eukaryota; Viridiplantae; Streptophyta; Magnoliopsida; Malpighiales; Euphorbiaceae
Product: cyclin-dependent protein kinase inhibitor SMR13
Exons: 2
Coding region: 487-909 (140 amino acids)
Biological process (GO): regulation of DNA endoreduplication
Source: RefSeq, a predicted model, not a curated record
AAUACUAACACACUGAGUUUGAUUUUAAAAAAACUAAAUUAAAUUAAAUACAAUUUUUGUUUGAGUUUUAUAAGAUCUGAAAUACAAAGCGCCCACUAAAAGUCUAAUAAUUCAAUAAAAAAAAAAAAAGAGAAUAAUUUUCAGAUCCACGGCGGGCAGCGGGCAGCUAACCUAAAAAAGAAUUUAAAUAUAGAAAGCCCCAUUAUGUAUCCCCUUCAAUCUGUCAUCGGUCAUCACUUUCGUAAUCUCUCGACUCUCCUACCGCCUCAUCUUUUUUAGGGUUUCAUUCUCAUAUCAUCUCUCUCUUAAAACAGCAACUCUUUUAACACAACUUCACUUUUUUUUUUCUUUUUAAGUUUCAGUUUCUCAUGAGUCCUCUUAAUUAGCGUACAGGGUGACUCUUCCCUUUUCUCAUCUUUCUUCAUUAUCAGCACACGAUUAUUUUGCCAAAGCCUUCUACCUUAAUCUUGUAUCCUUCCUCCCAAAAUGGCUCCAUCCGGUAGAAGUAGAACAAGAACAAGAACAAGGGCGAAACCGACACCGACACCGAAACCAAAACCAACAAGAAAACCAAGAAUAACCCGUUGCAAGAAACGGCCUUCGAAGUCCAAGAACAUCCAAGAAACACCAGCAAUGGAGGAUUUGCCUUCUUCUUCUUCCACCACUACAAGUUUAAAGAUUGAUGGAUUUGAUUUUGAGGGUGUUGAUGAUCAUAUCUCUACUACAAGUCCAUGCUCUACACCUAAAGCUCAGAAAUUUCGAAUACCAGAAAUCGUAACAUGUCCACCAGCACCAAAGAAGCAAAGAAUGAUAUCAAAUUGCUCAUUGCAAAGGAGACCAAUUGCUUUCUUUGCUCCUCCAGAUAUAGAGCUAUUUUUCUUCUAUGCACGUCAUGAUAUCUCAGUCUGAAUUAUGUUCAUAGUCAUACAACUACAUGAUCAAGAUCAUUUCGAUAGUUCAAGAGGUGAUCCUUAUAGAUUUCUUUUUGAGUUAUAAAUAUAGUUGUUGUUCCAAUUUGAUCAUUAAGGUAUAGCAUAAUAGUAUUGAGCUGCUUUGUUAGUGAGCCAUCAAACAAAGCUGUUGUUAGUUUUUCCCCCUUUUUUUUUCUUGGUUUGCUAAUUUAGUUGGGUUUUGAACUUGUAGGGUAUAUUAAUUACUAAAUUUAGUUUGGGUUUGUCCAACUAAAUUUAGCUUAGCCUUAUGCCUACUACUAGUAGAUGUAUUGCUGACUUUGAAAGUUUGAAGGGUGAGAUGUAAUGGCUUGAUUUAAGGUUUGUGAGUGUGAUUAUUUUAGUGUGCAA